UCAUUCGAAGCUACUGUACACGCACACAAUCGCAUCGGCACCACCUCACUCCAGCACAUACUUCCCAGGCCAUUGGGCAGGACAGUCCCAAAUAGCCCACGAUGGCAGACAAAGAAGACCGCAUGAUAAUCGGCACAAACCGCACACCCACAAAUCCGACACCGUUAUCCGCGCCCCAAGAACAACAAGUCAAGGAUCUAUACUACAAGAACGUCCGCGCGAAAUGCGCAAAGGAGAUUGAAACAUUCGCCCAAUGCGCCCUCGGCCGUACCUUCACCAUGAUUUACGCGUGCCGGCCCUCCCGCCUUGCCAUGAACUCCUGCAUGCUACAAUACCAGAACCAAGACGAGCUCGACAAAGCGCGGUUAGAAUGGUUUGCUCUGGCGGAAGAGAGGAGGCAAGCAAGGAUAGAACAUCAGAGGAGACUGGAGGAUGCGAGGGAGAAACAUAAGGAAUGGUGGAAUUUGGAUGAGAGUGGGCGGACCCUGGGGAAGAAGGCGGAAACGGUCACUGAGGCGGGGCUGAGAAGGAAGGAAGAGAAUAGGGUGGAUGAUAGGGGGGUUACUAGGGGUGGGGUUUAUGGGUCAAGAUGAGGAGUGCAUGGGGCAUGGUGAGGGACACCAGCGGAACACGCCCACUGGUAUGGCGGCGCUCGUCGGCCUGUUGCGUGGAUGGGGAAUGGAGCGGAUGUAUAUUGUAUGAUAACGUGUAAAUACUCGCCCGCAUUUCAACGA
This is a messenger RNA of Alternaria rosae, 734 nucleotides long. RefSeq lists its product as uncharacterized. The transcript has 2 exons. Bases 102 to 593 code for a protein of 163 amino acids. Lineage: Eukaryota; Fungi; Ascomycota; Dothideomycetes; Pleosporales; Pleosporaceae. The record is from RefSeq and is a predicted model, not a curated record. Gene Ontology annotation, cellular component: mitochondrion.